Molecule: messenger RNA, 905 nt
Organism: Cucurbita moschata (crookneck pumpkin)
Lineage: Eukaryota; Viridiplantae; Streptophyta; Magnoliopsida; Cucurbitales; Cucurbitaceae
Product: ethylene-responsive transcription factor TINY-like
Exons: 1
Coding region: 68-712 (214 amino acids)
Biological process (GO): regulation of DNA-templated transcription
Molecular function (GO): DNA binding; DNA-binding transcription factor activity
Source: RefSeq, a predicted model, not a curated record
CAUUCCCUACAAAAGCUUCUCAUUGCCAUAUUCGAACAGAGCAUCAAAUCGACGGACUCUGUUACAAAUGGCGAAGCCAAAGAGCUCAUUCCCCACUACUCCACCACCACUUUCUUCUUCAUUUCCGUCCACCCGACCGGUUUCCGGUGCCGGACCGGCUCAACCAGACCCACCGCCCCGCAAGAGAACCAGAGACUGCAACAGACAUCCUGUUUUCAGAGGCGUACGGAAGAGAAGCUGGGGUAAAUGGGUGUCGGAAAUCCGCCAGCCGCGUAAGAAAUCCCGAAUUUGGCUCGGCACUUUUCCCACGCCGGAAAUGGCAGCGCGUGCACACGACGCAGCUGCGUUGUGCAUUAAAGGUGACUCGGCUAUCCUCAAUUACCCUGAACUCGCCUCAUUUUUGCCCCGCCCCGCGUCGCUCAUGCCGCACGAUAUACAAGCCGCCGCCGCUAAAGCGGCGGCGAUGGCCACUGCAUUGCCGUCGCCAUCGGAGGAGGAGGAGCUUAGUGAGAUUGUGGAGUUACCGAAUAUAGAAGACGAUUUUGGUACUGAGUCACUGAACGAGUUCAAAUUGGUUACUGAAUCGUGGGAAUGGUGGGAGUACGUGGCAAUGCCGUUGGCGGCAGAAUUCGGCAGCUGUUCUUUCUCCGACCAGUUGGCGGCGGAGGACAGUUUAUUCCCCUGCAGCUUUUAUGGUGCUCUGUGGGAUUAAUUACCGCGGGAUUGCCAGGUAAAAUUGGCGACAAUUCACGCGGUAAAAAAAUAUAUAAAUUAUCGCUUUACUCCAUAGCCAUUAGUCACCGAGGUUAUUUAAAUUUUAAGGAAAAAAAAAUAAUAUAAUUGAUAUUCUUGUAAGAUAUUAAAAAUGUAUUGAAAUUAAAUACUGUGAUAUAUUUGUUAUUCUA